Arabidopsis arenosa is the source of this 1380-nucleotide messenger RNA. The record is from the annotation of a GenBank genome assembly. NCBI's taxonomy places the organism in Eukaryota, Viridiplantae, Streptophyta, Magnoliopsida, Brassicales, Brassicaceae.
UCUCUCUUAAACAAAACAAGAAACAAGAUAACAACACGAGUAUAGUUUGAGACCAAAAAAAAAGCAUUUUGAUUUGAAGAUAAUAAGAAAUUUACAAGUUUUUUUAACCAGAAACUCAUAGCUCUUGCACAUCUAUAUGAAUCUGUUUCUUUGUUAAAUAGGGUUUUAUCUACUCCACAAACAUGUAUGCAGCUGCAAGUUGAAUGACCUCACCAAUGAAGGGUCUAUUAAAAGGGUUGAGGUACAUUGCUCGUAUCUUCGAGGAUGAGAAGGAACCAGAGAUGCAGAUUGGAAUACCGACCGAUGUCAAACAUGUUGCUCAUAUAGGAUGGGAAGGACCCUCUGCUACCACCCCAAGCUGGAUGCAUGAUUUCAAGUCUCAAGAUCGUACAAAGACUGAGACGAAGGGAAGCUCUAACAAGAAACCUGGGAGUUCCGGAGAGAAGCAUAGGAACAAAGGAAGACGUAAAACAUCCACAGGAAACAACUCACCAGCAGAAUCUCCAUCAAGGGUAGGAGGAUCAGUGAGGCAAUCAAGACGCAGCACGGGGAAACAGAGAGAACAGAACACGGGUUCGGGGUCAGAGUCAGGUUCAGGGUUAGAGUUACCUCAACAGACUGAACAAUCUGUUGGACCAAAACAUUCAAGACAGAAAAAAUCAAAAGGAUCAGCAGCAGGAGGAGGAGGAGGAGGAGGAGGAGGAGGCGAACCUCCUCCAGCUAUUGGACCUGUAAAGACGAAAGAAACAGAUAUAUCAGUGAGAGCGUGGAACGACGACGGCACAGAAGCUUCACCGGAGAUCAGAGACGCGAAAAUGGUGAACAUUCCAAAGACUAAGAACACUUACUGUAAGAACAAGGAAUGCAAGAAGCAUACUUUGCACAAGGUUACCCAGUACAAGAAGGGUAAAGACAGUCUUGCUGCUCAAGGAAAGCGUCGUUAUGACCGUAAACAAUCUGGUUAUGGUGGUCAGACUAAGCCCGUCUUCCACAAGAAGGCUAAGACCACGAAGAAGAUUGUGUUGAGGCUUCAGUGCCAAAGCUGCAAGCACUUUUCGCAGCGCCCGAUCAAGAGGUGCAAGCAUUUCGAGAUUGGUGGAGACAAGAAGGGGAAGGGAACAUCUCUGUUUUAAGUUGGUUUCAUCUUAUUUUCUGCAAUUUUUGUACUUUGCUGGAUUUGGAAUCCAUUUGUUUUAGCUCUCGUAUAAGAUUCUCUCAUCUUUGCUUGUUGACUCUAUAUUUUGAAUCAUCAAGAUAUGGUUUUGUUGUUAAUCAUUGACCUUCGAAUCUUUUUUUUUUUUGCAAAUGUGUUCUCUACCAACCUAUGAAAAAUUCAAGAAUAUAACUCAUUAGAGACAUCAAUAUAAUGCAAAAUUUUGA